UUAUCUCCGCGGGUCCGAGGAGCAGGUCGCGCGUUAUAAAUACUGCCUCCGGCCGGGGAAACCAAAAUGAGCACCGACAUCCGAGAAAGCCGCGUCAGGCCACCGCUUCAUGAUCAGUGUGAGAAGGAUGCUGCAACAAGCUCUACGAGUAUCUGUCCGGAACGCUUUUCCCCAGGUCAAAUGGAUGGAGAGGUGGGCUGAGGGCGCAUCAUCCAAGCAGCAGGCUCUGAAGACGCUGGGCGACAUGCCCGGACCGUCGGUCGCCAGUUUCGUCUGGGACUUGUUCGCCAAACGGGGCCUGUCGCGGCUGCACGAGUUACAGCUGGAAGGAGUGCAGCGGUAUGGACCCAUGUGGAAAGCGAGUUUUGGUCCCAUCCUGACAGUUCAUGUGGCUGACCCUGCGCUCAUUGAGCAGGUACUGAGGCAGGAGGGCCAGCACCCCAUGCGCUCUGACCUUUCCUCCUGGAAGGACUACAGAAAACUCAGAGGACAUCACUAUGGACUCCUGACAUCUGAGGGGGAGGAGUGGCAGUCGGUGAGAAGUCUCUUGGGGAAGCACAUGCUGCGACCAAAAGCAGUUGAAGCUUACGAUAAAACCCUGAACGGCGUGGUCAGCGACCUUGUUUCCAAACUUCGCCUUCGCAGAUGCUCUAAGGGCCUAGUCAAUGACAUCGCCAGCGAGUUCUAUCGCUUUGGCCUCGAGGGAAUUUCCUCAGUGUUGUUUGAAUCCAGAAUCGGAUGCCUGGAUGAGGUUGUCCCAGAAGAGACAGAGCGUUUCAUCCAGUCGAUCAACACCAUGUUUGUAAUGACGCUCCUUACCAUGGCCAUGCCAAAGCGGUUGCACCAGCUGUUUCCUAAACCCUGGAACAUCUUCUGUCAGUGCUGGGACUACAUGUUUGACUUUGCAAAAGGCCACAUUGAUCAGCGUCUGACGGCCGAGGCGGAAAAAGUUGCCCGUGGGAAGACGGUGGAGGGCCGUUAUCUGACAUACUUCUUGUCGCGGACGGGUCUGCCCAUGAAGACUGUCUACAGCAACGUCACAGAGCUGCUUCUUGCUGGAGUUGACACAAUCUCCAGCACCAUGUCCUGGAUGUUGUACGAGCUGUCCCGCCACCCUAAGGUGCAGGCGUUGCUCCGAGAUGAGGUGUUGAGAGUGCUGGAGGGUCGAAGCGUACCAGAAGCCGCUGAUGUGGCCCGCAUGCCUCUCCUGAAGGCCACAGUCAAAGAAGUACUUCGGUUGUACCCCGUUAUUCCUGCCAAUGCAAGAGUAAUUACAGAGAGAGACAUCCAGGUUGGAGGCUACCUCAUCCCUAAAAAUACUUUAAUUACCCUGUGCCACUUUGCAACAUCACGGGAUCCAGCGGUGUUUGCACAUCCAGAUGAAUUCCAGCCCCAUCGAUGGUUGAACAAGGACCACACUCACCACCCAUAUGCCUCUGUACCCUUUGGGGUGGGAAAACGCAGCUGCAUAGGUCGUCGUAUUGCCGAGCUGGAGCUCUACCUUGCUCUUUCAAGGAUCCUCAUAGAGUUUGAUGUGAAACCGGACCCUGAAGGGAUUUCCGUGAAGCCCAUGACACGGACGCUUCUGGUUCCUGAAAAUGUCAUUAGCCUCCAGUUUAUUGAACGAUGACCCACUCUCCUGAGCUGAUCGGUUACAUGAACGAGUAUGUGAGUCUUUUCUCAGUAGAGAGCGCUAGUUAUCACAGCCUCUUGCAUGCAAACCUUUGACACGACAAAAGGCUAAAGCCCUCUGUAUCUGUAACGUAGUGCGUGGAGCCUGACGUGUGGAGAAGGACAAAUAAAUGAAGGAUGAGCAGUGACAGCUCAUUACUGGGGCUUUCCACUGGGAGGCGUGUUACUCCAAAUUAAAUACUGUGGAGGCAUAAAAUCACCAUCAAGCACUUAUUUGCAUGGGCUAUGAGGAAACCGGAGAUCUCCUUCAGUAUGUUUUUGUAGGCAAUCUUCAGACUUUAGCCUUAAAGUGAGUCAAACCAUCUUGCAUUUCUGGGAAUUUGCAACCUAUUUGAAGCUGAUUGUUGACUUCCAAGUAACCCCUUCCUAAAUCUAAUUAUGACUCUUAACCAUAUGCAAAAUGUCCUGUGUCCUGGUUGUGCAAACAUUCAUUUCAAGAGUGUUUCUCUGAGAUAGACAGUGUGAUGUAAAUUAUUCAAGAAGAGUCUCAGACUGGCACUUGGAUAUGCUAUUUCUUCAGCUCUUAUUGAGCUACCGUGAGAGUUUUGUGUAUAUAUGAUGUUCAAUGUGUAUUUUAUAAGGUUCUUAUUGUAAACCUUUAGUAACAGGCACCUUUAAAAAAGGAAUGGCAGCUGUUUAAAUUGAAACCCUAAGCAUGGUGCCUAUGUUUGAAUCCCAAACGUAGGCCACUCUGCACUCAGGCUUUGUCUGUAUGGUCUUUAGAAUGUACUGUAAAUGUAUAAAUACCACAAUUCAACAGUGCCACACAAUGCAACUGUACGUGUUUUUUUAAACAUUUUUGAACCUACUAUGAGUUAUAUAGCACCAUUUUGCAAAUGUAAUAGGCUCCAAUACCUGAACUCUGUAUUUAUUCUAAUUUACCACAUUUAAAACUGUUACUGUAAAUAUCAUUAAAAGAUUUCAAGUUGGA
This is a messenger RNA of Etheostoma cragini (Arkansas darter), 2623 nucleotides long. It is a transcript of the gene cyp27b1, whose product is annotated as 25-hydroxyvitamin D-1 alpha hydroxylase, mitochondrial. Bases 110 to 1630 code for a protein of 506 amino acids. Gene Ontology annotation, biological process: cortisol metabolic process; cholesterol metabolic process; glucocorticoid biosynthetic process. Gene Ontology annotation, cellular component: mitochondrial inner membrane. The record is from RefSeq and is a predicted model, not a curated record. NCBI's taxonomy places the organism in Eukaryota, Metazoa, Chordata, Actinopteri, Perciformes, Percidae. The transcript is spliced from 9 exons. Gene Ontology annotation, molecular function: heme binding; monooxygenase activity; iron ion binding.